Punctularia strigosozonata HHB-11173 SS5 is the source of this 1161-nucleotide messenger RNA. RefSeq lists its product as uncharacterized. Bases 1 to 1134 code for a protein of 377 amino acids. Lineage: Eukaryota; Fungi; Basidiomycota; Agaricomycetes; Corticiales; Punctulariaceae. The transcript is spliced from 5 exons. The record is from RefSeq and is a predicted model, not a curated record.
AUGCAAACCCUGAGUCCCACUAUGUCGUCCCUGGCGCACCGAGCUCGGCUCGCACAGCUCGUGGCCCCGCUCAAACGCGUUCGGCCGCGGGUGCCUUUCUAUAAACUCGCCGCACAUCGUGUUCCAACGCUAUGGACGCUAUACCGCGGUCUGUUGAGACAUUCCCCCACACUGGACAUCAGGUUUCGGAUAAGAAUGAUGUUCCGGCAAAAUCGCGCGAUUACUAGCCCUCGGACGACGAAGGAUGAGCUACGCAAAGGUCACAAGAUGCUUGACACCUUUCUGCAAGCAGAAGGAGGGAACGAACGGCUGAAGCGACUCCUUUCGCGAUACAGUGCCAUGAUCUCUGCUAAGCGCGCGAAAGCGCGCCUUGAAAGGGCCGUACACGAGCAGUUCCACGAAGAAUACCUACGAGCCACACGUCCUAUACUCACUGGUGCAUACCUACGUCCGUCACUGUACAAUCCUCCUCUUCCUCGGAUGCUCCGCCAGCCCCAUGCGCUGUCAAUCAUGAUCUACAAGCGUCGCAGAGCCCACGACGUGAGAAUCGCGAAUGAGAGUGCGAUGAAGGAGAGGAAGCUAGAGUUAAACAGGGAGAUGACGUUCGAGAGAGGAUUACUGGAGAGCUUGCAGAAAGGCGAGGCAUUCGAAAGCCACUUUCUGAAAUAUCGGAAUGAAUGGAGAGAACAUCUCAAUGCCCAAGAGGAGGCCAUCGCGAGAUCCUUCGAUCUUGAAAACGCCCGUCUGCAAACCCCAUUCCCGCCAUCUGUUCUAGACUCCAUCAAAGCUGCUCGUACCCGGAAGAUAGCUUACUACACCUCCAUGCGCGCUAGAGAACGCGCUGGAGAACAUACACCUCUUUCUGUGGAACGCAUGCGCCGUAUGCCCCCCGCGCACGUGCUGCAACAAAUGAGCCAGCAACAGAGAAUCAAUGAUAGGGUGGUGAGAAGUGUGAGCGAAGUGGGAUAUGUCGGGAUGGUGAAAGAGCGGGUUGGGGUACGGACACGGAGGCGAGGCCUAUGGAGAGUAUACGAGGAGGGGAAGGAGGAGAACAGAGAAAGGUUGGAUAGGAUGGCGGAAGAGAUCAGAAGAGCGAAUUUCGAAAGACAAGCUAAGAGCGAUACCGAUAGAUAGACUAUCCUUGGUCUGCGAGGACUUCAC